GCUUUAUCUCAUCGAUUUUAACCAUGCCUUCGAGACCUUUAGUAACAAAUAAGUAGUUAGGCUACAGAUAAUUGUUUCAAUAAAGAAUUUAAAAAACAUACAAAAUGUGCCUAACAUUUUUAGUGAAAUAUAUAUUGUUUUUCGUGAAUUUGGUGUUUGCGCUGGCAGGCGCAGGUCUCGUGGGCGUGGGAGUGGCGGUUCUCCUGCAUAUAUCGGAUAUUCUAGAUCUAAUCCCGGUUAACUUGAACGCUAUUCCCAUCUCCAUCGUCGUGUUGGGCAGCAUCGUCUUCGCCAUUGGGUUCUGUGGAUGCUACGGCGCUAUCAAACAAUCGAAAUGUCUGUUAACUAUGUAUGCAGUGGUAAUGGCAGUUCUGGCUGGAGUGAAGAUAUACCUGGCCACGAUUCUGUUCCGAGGCCUGAACAACAUCAGGGAGACGACUGAAGGCUGGGUGGUGGACGGGUUUGGGAAUCGGGAACUGUUCUCUGCCUUGGAGUUUGCUUUCAGUUGUUGCGGUACCACGGGUCCAUCGUCUUACGGGGGCAUCACCCCAGUGUUACCUCCCACCUGUUGUCCCAGCCCUACCUCCGACGGUUUCUGCCUACCAGCUGACGCGUUCCAAGAAGGCUGCGUGGACAGACUUGCCAGCUACUUCGAGGUCUUCGGAGACGCCAUAGUUGCUGUGAUUGUGGUCGUUAUUACUGCAGAGUUGGUGGCUUUGGUAUUCAGUUUGUAUUUGUGUUGCGCGAGCAAGAAACGAUAAGGACGAAUAAGUUUUUAAAUUAUUUUUUUUACAAUAAUAAUAAAAAAAAAGAAAAACAAUAUUGAUUUGUACUUUCCACAAGAUCUUUUUAUUCUCAUUUUUUGUUUAUGUAGAAUUUAAAGAAAUCCUCUUACAGUGCUCUCGUAUAGACCUCACAAUUCAGCUUCUUAGCUGUUCCCAUAAUAUUUAUAAAUACUUAAUACAGGUAUUUAACGCGCACGUAACAUAUCUAUAAACGUUUAAUACCUUUAUUACAUACAUACAAACAUAUAGUUACGUCUGUAUCCCUUACUGGGGUAGGCAGAGCCAACAGUCUUGAAAAGACCUACAGGCCACGUUCAGCUUUUUGCCUUGAUGAUAGAAUUUAGAUUCAAAUAGUGACAGGUUGCUAGCCCCUCGCCUAAAAGAAGAAUCCCCUUUAUAUACCUAUCCCUUAGUCGCCUUUUACUACAUCCAUGGGAAAGAGAUGGAGUGGUCCUAUUCUUUUUUUUCAUUGGUGCCGGAAACCACACGGUACCUGUAUUAUUUGUAUAGUAAGUAAUAAGUAUAUUGUAACGCGAAAGUUUAAAAUUCUCAUAAUUUUUGGUUGGGCAGCCGAACUAAAAAUUAUGUGUUUCAGACUACAGAACACACAUGUAAGUUGUCUGUCAGUCACUCACUCGGUAACUGAAGAAAAUAAUAUAUUGAUAUAUAUGGGCCGUAUGCUUGUUUAACAACAAAAUAGUAUGAAAAGAGGUUCCGUAAAGUCCGAGUAACGGAACAGUGACCGGUCGCGGAGCGCGGCUCACACGGCGCGCCAAAUGACGUGUGGAAACGAUGCCGGAAUCUGUGCCAAUGUUAGCAGAAACAGCGCUUUACACUUCAAUUCAAGCGAUUGAAUAUCGUCAAUAUAUAUAGUAAGACAGUAGGAAAAGUGUGUCCAUCAGUUUAAUCUAUACUGAUAUUAUAAAGCUGAAGAGUUUGUUUGAACGCGCCCAUCUCAGGAACUAUAGUGGUUCGAGUUGAAAAAUUCUUUUUGCUUUGAAUAGACCAUUUAUCGAGGAAGGCUUUAAGCUAUAUAACAUCACGCUGUAACUAUAAGGAGCAGAGAAAUAAUGGAAUAUGU
Messenger RNA from Amyelois transitella, 1866 nucleotides. Its product is annotated as tetraspanin-9-like. The transcript is spliced from 5 exons. NCBI's taxonomy places the organism in Eukaryota, Metazoa, Arthropoda, Insecta, Lepidoptera, Pyralidae. The record is from RefSeq and is a predicted model, not a curated record. Bases 105 to 761 code for a protein of 218 amino acids. Gene Ontology annotation, cellular component: membrane.